Messenger RNA from Impatiens glandulifera, 2537 nucleotides. Its product is annotated as long-chain-alcohol oxidase FAO1-like. The record is from RefSeq and is a predicted model, not a curated record. The transcript has 3 exons. NCBI's taxonomy places the organism in Eukaryota, Viridiplantae, Streptophyta, Magnoliopsida, Ericales, Balsaminaceae. Gene Ontology annotation, molecular function: long-chain-alcohol oxidase activity; flavin adenine dinucleotide binding. Bases 39 to 2309 code for a protein of 756 amino acids.
GGUAAGACAAACAAAACAAAUAAAAAAGAACAAAAAAGAUGGGGAAAGAGUGUCAUACCUUGUUAAAGGGUGAAAAGAGUGAAGGUAAGAAGUACAGCCAUGGUUUCUCUUCUAGUGAGAUGACAGCUUUUGCCAGUGUAUGUGAAGCCAUCUUGCCCCCUCUACCAUUGAAUUCUUUGGAGGUCCCUCAAGGGGAGGAGGAAGAAGAAUGCUCAAGAAAUGCAUUUCGGUACUUCCACGAAAUGUCUGGCUCACAAAAUCAAGUCCCUGAUGAGACAGCAGAAAGGUUAAAGAAAUGGGCAUUCCUUGAGGCGCUGAUCAUUGUGCGAGUGGUAUUGGUGCUUCUUUCCACAAGGCUUGGGUCACUACUACUUUGUGGAAAUCUUAGUUUCAAAAGAAAAUGGCCUUUUAUUAGCAGGUUUUCGGAGUUGUCUAUUGAGAAUAGAGAGAAAGUCAUCCAGAGAUGGAUGAAACAUUGGUUCUUGACACCCAUCAGGCUUGCAUUUGUGUUGAUGAAAGCAGCUUUCAUGUAUGUCUUCUUCUCCCAGGUAGAUGAAAAUUCAGAAAAUGCGGCGUGGGAAGCCAUGAAGUAUCAUGCAGACACAUUCGUGGAGAACUUGCCCAAUGACGAAAGAGAUAGACCACUACAAAGAGGUGUAAUAGAAACUUUUGAGACAAACGAAGAGAAAUUAAUCCAAUCUCUAGUACUAAAAGGCCUUCAAGUAAAAAAGGAUCCUAGAAAGGAACUCUAUAAGAUCGAGUGUGAUGUUGCAAUUGUAGGAUCAGGUUGUGGUGGAGGCGUUGCAGCCGGAGUUCUUGCAAGUUCUGGGCUGAAAGUUGUAGUUCUUGAGAAAGGAAACUACUUUCACAAGAAUGAUUAUUCUUCACUAGAAGGACCAUCAAUAGAUCAAUUAUAUGAACGUGGAGGUAUUUUCUCCACUAUCGAUGGGAAGGUGAUGAUCCUAGCAGCAUCAACUGUUGGUGGAGGCUCAGCUAUAAAUUGGUCUGCCUGCAUCAAGACACCGAAGUCAAUACUUCAAGAAUGGGCAGAGAAGAAAAAGAUUCCUCUCUUUGGGAGUCCUCAGUAUCUAUCUGCAAUGGAUAAAGUAUUCGAGAGAAUCGGUGUCACGGAUAAAUGCUCCCAAGAAGGUUUUCAAAAUCAAGUCCUCCGAAGAGGGUGUGAAAAUCUUGGACUCGAGGUUGAGGAUGUGCCACAAAACUCAUCGGAGCACCAUUACUGCGGUUCAUGUGGUUAUGGCUGCAGAAAAGGAGACAAAAAGGGAACAGAUACAACUUGGCUGGUUGAUGCAGUUGAUAAUGGUGCAGUGAUCAUAACAGGAUGUGAAGCCGAGCGAUUCUUAUUUGAAAACAAUCAACAAGGAAGAACUAAAAGGAAGAAAUGCAUUGGAGUGAUAGCCAGAUUCAUUACGCACAAAAACAUCACAAAAAAGUUACAAAUCCAUGCAAAGGUAACAAUCUCCUCCUGCGGUUCUCUCUUGACGCCACCUCUGUUGAUCUCUAGCGGAUUAAGGAACAAGCACAUAGGGAGGAAUCUUCAUCUCCAUCCAGUACUGAUGGCAUGGGGAUAUUUUCCAGAGUGUAGUUCAGAGAUUAAAGGAAGAGUUUAUGAAGGUGGGAUACUCACAUCAAUUCAUAAGGUUAUGUCUGAGGACAACAAAGAGAGAGCACUUUUAGAAACUACUGCAUUGGGGCCAGGGCAAUUCGCAGCACUUUGUUCUUGGGAGUCCGGAACUGACAUAAAGAACAGAUUACUCAAGUACUCAAGAACAGCUCAUUUGAUUCCAAUAAUCAGGGAUAAAGGCUCUGGAGAGAUAAGAACAAAGGGAAGAGUGAGCUACAAUCUCCACCAGCUUGAUAAAGAAAACAUAAAAGCUGGUUUAAGGCAAGCAUUGAGGAUUUUUGUAGCAGCAGGCGCCACCGAGGUAGGGACACAUAGAAGUGACGGACAGAGAUUCAAAUGCGAGGGAAAAAGUGAGAAGGAAAUUGAGGAGUUCAUUGAAACGGUUAUUGCAAGUCCAGGAGCCAAAUCCAUGGUUAAGCAGUGGGCAGUUUAUGCUUCAGCUCACCAAAUGGGAAGUUGCAGAAUGGGAAUCACAGAAAAGGAAGGUGCAGUUGAUGAGAAUGGAGAGACAUGGGAGGCAGAAGGUUUGUUUGUGUGUGAUGGGAGUGUCCUGCCCAGUGCUUUAGGUGUGAAUCCUAUGAUCACCAUUGAGGCAACUUCAUACUGCCUCUCCAACAGGAUAUCCGAGGUCUUGAAGAAGGGAAAGGGUGGUUUAGAUUUUAUUUAGCCUCCUUAUUAAAUAGUUAGGUACAUGAAAAAAAAAGUUCAUUGUUCAAGUAUAUUCAUGUAUAAUGUUAGAAAUUUGUAAGCCUUGCCUGGCUAUAUCAUCAUUAUUCUUGAGAGAGCUUUCAUGACGAUGACAAACAGGAAAUGAGACAACGAUCACCCUCCCUCUCGAACUCCUAUUCUGAGAUUUUCGAAAGGAUUUGAAAUGCAUUCAUCCUGGUUUUUACUA